AUGGCCGUUCCCAGGACGUCCCAGGAGAAGGCAGAUGUCGAGACACUCGCGGCUGAAGCGGUUGAUGUUAUGGAUAAGGCCAAGGACCUGCCAACCUUUGGAGCACUCGGGCAGGAGGAACUCGAAUUCCUGGCCAACUUCUCGGAGCAAGCCCGCAAGAAGGUCGUCCGCAAGGUUGACUGGCGUUUGAUCCCCAUGCUGCUCUUCUUGUUCCUUAUCUCGUACUUGGACAAGACAAACAUCGGCAAUGCAAAGAUUGAAGGGUUGCUACCCAGCCUCCACAUGACGGGUAAUCAGUACAACAUUGCCUUGUCGAUCUUCUUCAUACCUUACAUCCUAGCCGAAAUUCCUAGCAACCUGAUCUUGAACAAGUUCAAAAAGCCCUCCCAAUACAUCGCCCUGAUUGUUUUUCUGUGGGGAGUGAUCAUGGUCUGCACGGGCUUCGUGACAAACUUCUCUACCCUGUGCGCCGUACGAUUCCUCCUUGGGCUCUUCGAAGCCGGCUUCUUCCCCGGAGCGAUCCUUCUGGUCUCCAAGUGGUACGUCCCAGACGAGGUGCAGACUCGAAUUGCUCUGAUCUACACCUCCGCAGCCACUGGCGGCGCGUUCUCCGGGCUUCUGGCGUUCGGCAUCGCCAAGAUGAACGGCAUUGCCGGUUACGAGGGCUGGAGAUGGAUCUUCAUCGUGGAGGGCCUCGCCACCGUGUUCAUGGCCUUCGUCUGCCUCCUCGUCCUCGUCGACUCGCCCGCCCUGUCCAGCGCGUGGCUCACGCCGGACGAGGUCCGCUACCUCGAGCUGCGGCAGGUCGCACGCCGCGCCGCGCGGCCCGAGGACUACCGCGAGAAGAGCCUCGACCGGUCGGUGCUCUGGGCCGUCCUGCGCGACUGGAAGGUCUACCUGCUCGUGCUGGCGCAGUGGUCCAACAUGGUGCCCAACUACGCCAUGAAGUUCACCAUGCCCAGCAUCGUCAGGUCGAUGGGCUUCGCCUCGGCCACGGCGCAGCUGCUGACCAUCCCGCCCUACGCCUGCGGCGCCGUCUCGGGCUACGUGCUGUCCCUGUUCGCGGACCGGUACGUCUGGCGGAUGCCCUUCAUCCUGGGGCCGCAGGCGUGCGUCGUCGUCGCCUUCGCCGUGCUCUUCGUCAAGGCGGGCGACAUCCAGCACAACAUCGGCGUGUGCUACUUUGGCGUCUGCCUCGCCUGCCUGGGCAUGUACCCCAUCUUUCCCGGCGUCAACGCGUGGAACGUGGCCAACCAGGCCGGGCCGACGAAGCGCGCCGUCAGCAUCGCCUACCUCGUGGCCAUGGGCAACGUCGGCGGCGUGAUCGGCUCGUACAUCUACAAGGAGGACGAGGCGCCCGAGUACCCGACCGGGUUCGGCAACUCUCUUGCCUUUGCGGCGGCGGGGCUGAUCGCCGCCCUGCUGCUCGAGUACCUGCUUCUCAGGAGCAACAGGAGGAACGAGAAGCUGACGGAGGUGGAGGUGCGGGCCAGGUACACGGAUGAGGAGCUUGAGCGGAUGGGUGACCGGAGUCCUCUCUACAAGUACGCUCUGUAA
Molecule: messenger RNA, 1557 nt
Organism: Thyridium curvatum
Lineage: Eukaryota; Fungi; Ascomycota; Sordariomycetes; Thyridiales; Thyridiaceae
Exons: 6
Coding region: 1-1557 (518 amino acids)
Biological process (GO): transmembrane transport
Cellular component (GO): membrane
Molecular function (GO): transmembrane transporter activity
Source: RefSeq, a predicted model, not a curated record